Molecule: messenger RNA, 4532 nt
Organism: Girardinichthys multiradiatus
Lineage: Eukaryota; Metazoa; Chordata; Actinopteri; Cyprinodontiformes; Goodeidae
Gene: pou4f4
Product: POU class 4 homeobox 4
Exons: 2
Coding region: 231-1280 (349 amino acids)
Biological process (GO): regulation of transcription by RNA polymerase II
Molecular function (GO): RNA polymerase II cis-regulatory region sequence-specific DNA binding; DNA-binding transcription factor activity, RNA polymerase II-specific
Source: RefSeq, a predicted model, not a curated record
AGAAGGUUCACAGGAGUACCGGAGUUACUCUCCUCAUCUUUUUUCUUUCCUGACUUUAAGGCGAACCUCCCUGAGUCCGAUCCGGGUGACUUUUUUUUUUUUUUUUAAUCCAAAGCACCUCUGCGAGCGGCAGGUUUUAUUCCUCUGGGAGUCGUUUCUCUUCAGAUAAAAUCACCAAAACGGAGCCAAACGAAGAAGACGGACAGCGACCUUCCCUCACUUCUGCAAUCAUGAUGUCGAUGAACAGCAAGCAGCCUUUCAGUAUGCACCCCAUCCUGCAUGAGCCCAAGUACACGCCGCUGCACUCCAGCUCGGAGGCCAUCCGCAGAGCCUGUCUGCCCACGCCGUCGCUGCAGGGCAACAUCUUCGCCGGCUUCGAUGAGACGCUGCUGCAAAGGGCGGAGGCCCUCGCUGCCGUGGACAUCGUGGCGCAGAAGAGCCACCCCUUCAAGCCGGACGCCACCUACCACACCAUGACCACGAUGACCAGCAUGACGUGCACCCCGACCUCGUCCUCCGCGCACCUGCACCACCCCUCGGUGCUCACCUCACACCACCACCCGGGGCACCACCAGCCGGCGCAGGGCUUGGAAGGAGACCUGCUUGACCACCUCACCCCCGGCAUCUCUCUGGGAGGCAUGUCCGGCUCAGACGUCUGCUCCUCGGCCUCGCACACCGCCCACGCGGCCGCCCACAUGUCCGCCAUCAACCACAUGCAGCACCACCAUCACACUCAGUCCAUGAAUAUGCAUCCACAUGGGCUGGUCUCCCACGGCUCCCUGGGGAGCGUCGGCGGGGACGCGGAGCCCGACCCACGGGAGCUGGAGUCCUUCGCUGAGCGCUUCAAACAGAGGCGGAUCAAACUGGGAGUCACCCAGGCUGAUGUGGGAGCGGCGCUGGCCAACCUCAAGAUCCCUGGGGUCGGCUGCCUUAGCCAGAGCACCAUCUGCAGGUUCGAGUCCCUGACCCUGUCACACAACAACAUGGUGGCCCUGAAACCCAUCCUGGAGGCUUGGCUGGAGGAGGCGGAGCGGGCACAAAGGGAGAAGAUGUCCAAACCGGAGAUCUUCAACGGCGGCGAUAAGAAGAGGAAACGCACGUCCAUCGCCGCGCCGGAGAAGCGCUCCCUGGAGGCGUAUUUCGCCGUGCAGCCGCGGCCUUCGUCGGAGAAGAUCGCCGCGAUCGCAGAGAAACUGGACCUGAAAAAGAACGUGGUCCGCGUUUGGUUUUGCAAUCAGAGGCAAAAGCAGAAACGGAUGAAGUUUUCUGCGACGCAUUGAAGCAGACAGCAGCAGACUCGGGGAUCUCGGAGCCGUUUUCCACAAAGACAAACCAGAGGCAAGCUGCAGAGGCUGCUCUGUUGGACCCGCACUGUCAGAAUCAACAAGGUACCUGCGUACCUGCGCCUUUUUCCCGCAGGAAGAGGCUCUACGUGGCAAACAGCCAGAGACGCUAAGAUGCGCACGCAAAACAAGUCCCACAACCUCUUAUUGAGUCUUAAAUAACACAUUAUUACUUUUUAUUAUUACUUUUGAUUCUCAUGUUCAUAUACAUCAGACUUUGUUUAUAAUUGUAGUAAUAGGGAAAUUAAAUGAUCUUAUUUCACAAGAAAAAAAUAUCUUAUGGACUAAAUACUAUUAAGAUCAACUAUCAGGCUGGCUAAGAUGGCCACUUAAAACAAGUCAGAUAAUCUCUUUCUCAGUCUAGUAUUAAAAACAUUAAAAAACAUUAUUAAUUUUGAUUUCUAAAUAAAAAUGUAUCCAGUGUUAAUUUUAAAUUCGCUUCUUUUUUGAAGAAAUAUUCAAUUUUCAAACUUUUUUUAUGGUCGAUUGCACUAACUAAACAAACCGUUAAAUUGAACAAAUAAAACUAGUGUAGAUUUAAAUUUUGUGUGAUUUAAUUUUAUAAGAACUUAUGAGCAGAAAGUAUGCAAGUUUAAUUGCUAAAAGACAAUUAAAUAAAAGUUUUAUUUCAAGCCAAUUUUUAAAAUGUGUCAAACUAAAUUAGUUAAAAUCAGACUCAUUACUAAGCUCAUUUAGCUUACCUGGUUUUUCAUUCCAUGCUAAAAAGAAGAAGGUAAAAAUAAGAACUGGUCUGGGAUAAUGCAUAUAAUCCUACUGAAAUAAUUAUAAAUGCCUAAACUAUAAAAAAUAAAUUUUGAAGGAUAUUAAAUAUUACCCAUUAAAUUUAUCGUAAUUUAAGGAAAAAAAUGUAACAUGGGAAAUUGAAUGUUUAAUAAUGAUAAAAUUCUCACAUUUGCUACUUUUUUCUGUUAACAAAUCCUACCUAGACCUUUUGGUUUGGAUUUAACAGAUGAUGUUGUUUCAGUUAGCUGUUAUACACAUUUGUUGAAAACAGAAUCGCUGAUAUGUUUAUAUGGACCUUAGUAUGAAUGAAUACAAUGGCUCAGAACUGUCUUAAGAUUUUAAAUAGUGAAAAUUUCUGAGUUGGAGCAAGAACUUAGGUAUUUACUCUGCUUUAGCUGGUUUAGCGACAGUGCUAAGCUAAAGUCAAACUUGCUAGCUUGCUUAGUUUCUCAACCCUGAAGCCAUCAUCGCUGAUGAACAGCAUAUCUAAUCUUUUGCAAAAAGGUGUUUUGUAAACCUUUCCCUGACAACCCUAGCCAAGUUGUUGCUUUCAUUUAGCAACGGCUACCUCAGCACGAGGAAGCUGAGGAUGCUAGCAAAGUUUCAUUUUAGCAUGUAGCAUUAGCGUUGUUGCUAAACUAGGUAAACCCGAAUAAAGAUUUAAAUUCUUGUUCCAACACAGCAACAUUUUCAACCACCUUGUCUUAUGGUAGUUCUUAGCAUAGUAAACACUAUGGCUGAUGAGGGACUUUUCAUCGGUUUAGUUGUAUUUAAUUUGUGACAGUCCAGGAUGUGCCGCGGGUGCAUGCAUUAUAGGGAAAGUAAGAAAAAGUAUCCCUGAUCAGUUGCCUUGUACCUUUUAUGAUGUCAUGAUGUUGAAGCUUGUUUUUGGGGAGGCAGAUUUUGUCUUGAUUAAUAAGAAAUUUUAACAAUAUUGCAAAACAAAUUGAAAAAUGAAAACAACAUAUUGUUCACCAGGGGAAAAUUGUAUAUUUACGACGAGUUUAAAUAUUUUUUUGAAAACAGAAAAGUCUGGCUUGUAGCUUUAAAUUUUAGUCAAACUGUUUGGCAAGAUUUUCUUUUUACCUCAAAUAGCCAAUGUUGUUAGAAUUUAACCAUUAUUAAACAUUUUCAUUCAAACUAAUCUUAGAAUUUAACAAAUUUUUAAUUACCUUCCAUUAUUCGUUUAUACAGUGUAGGGUGAACAGCAGUGGUUUUGCAUGAGAACUUCCAAGUAUUAAAUGCAGGCCGCAGAAUUGUGCUGUUUAUAGCAGAAAUCGUGCAGUUUGUUAGCUCGGAUGUGGAUCCGGGACAUCUGAUGACUUUUCACCGCUCAGUAUGUGUAAACUGGAACUCUUGUGUUCUGCAUCACAUGGUGUACCUUGUUUGGUCCUGACAGUGGAGCCAGAGACAGAAAAAGACUCUGCAACUCUUAGAGCUGUUUGCCUCUCCACAUAAUAAACUGCUGCUCUCUGGUUGAAGAGAAAAAGGCGACCAUUGUGGCUGAAAAAGCAAUUAUUGUACAAAAAAUGAAAAUACUAACAAAGGGAAUCGAGGAAUAAUAAUUCAUAUUAUCCUCUUUGGCCCAGAUAGUUCUUUUUAUAUUUAUCAGUGUACAUAUUUGUUAAUAUAUGCACUUCCGUGUGUGAACACACUCAUUGAAAUGUAUUGAAUUUUCCUCCCAGAUCUUUUUGUUACGUAGCUCACCAUUUUGGGGGACGAAUCAGACCAAACGAGUAGAAAAAGAAAAAUAAGUAAGAUUCUGGGGCGCAUAUGUGCAAUCAGUGUCAUGGGUUAAGAGAAAGCGGUGAUGUUUCUCCACGUUUGCUCCAAAAUGACCAACACUGAUCCUUUCCCCCCCUCUUCCCGUCCUUAUGCCCAAAGUGAAUGCAUUGCAAUAAAUCGCAAACACACUCUUUUACGUAUUUAAACACGCACGGAUACACACAUUCACACGGCGUAGCUGUGCGUCUACCUCAUUACGCAAGUGAUGGCACAUUUUUGGUGAUUAAAAAAAAACACUCUGGUUGGUUUUUGAAUCUGUUUUCUGUUUGUUUCCUCUGCCGCUGGCUGAAUUAGGCCUGUAGAAGACUCACUGACGUGUAAAACCUGUUCAUCGCAACGAUGCUUCGACAAUCAGAUUAUUAUGAGUAGUGUUGUUGUUUCCCCCAGUCAUGAAAACGAAUAAUUUUGACUUCUGAUCACUGAUCCGUCUGUGGAGCGCACUUUGUAGAUAUUCUGAUAAAGGGAGGUAUAGUCGGCCUUAUUUAUACAUAUUUUUCAACACUUCUGAGAAAACUUUAUUAUUACUUUUAUUUUUUUAUGUUUAAUUGUUAUUUAUUUGAAUUUAAUUUAUUCUGAAAUGAAAACAUUUCAUUUGUGAAAGUGUGCUUUAAAUGUGUCUCUGUAAAGCUGCAGAAGCUGAAAUAAACUGUGCACGUUUUA